GUUCUGCCAGGGGACGUGAAUGUACACCUUAUUCCAGACGAGGCAGAGCAGCGGGACGGUAGGGAACAGCGAGGAACAAGAAGGGACGGCCAGCAGCUGUUCCCCAAGGACGUCGACAGCAACGACGAUAACGAUGACGAUGACGGCCACACCGACAACGCCGACGUCGACGAUGACUGUCACGUCAAUGGCGUUGCCGUUUGUGCCCGCGGAAUCAGAAGCGUCGUUAUCGUCCACCACGACGGACCAGCAAUACCGGGAACGGCUACAGGAUCAGUCCCAAGCGACGACUUGCCCGAUCGUAGCAACGUCGUCCACCACGUUCUCAUCAGCUUCGUCGUCCGCAGAGACCGGCAAGUUGUCGGCGAACGUACUCUUCUCGUUGCCCGCGUCGCCGAAAAGACCACCUCCUGCCUCGUCCAGUAAGACACCUUCUAUAUCCAAGUCCCAGAUGAAAGAGUUCAGAGAAGCUUUCAAGCUGUUCGACAAGGACGGAGACGGAAGUAUCACAAAGGAGGAACUUGGAAGGGUGAUGCGUUCGCUUGGACAGUUCGCGAGGGCUGAAGAGCUGCGCACGAUGCUGCAGGAGAUUGACAUAGACGGAGAUGGGAAUGUCAGCUUCGAAGAGUUCGUGGAAAUCGUGAGCAAUAUAGGAGCCAACGAAACCGCCCCCACCGACCAGGAUCAGGAAGAGCAGGAGCUGAGGGAUGCGUUUCGGGUAUUCGACAAGCACAAUCGUGGAUACAUCACCGCGUCCGAUCUCAGAGCUGUGCUGCAGUGCCUCGGCGAGGACCUGUCCGAGGAGGAAAUCGAGGAUAUGAUCAAGGAAGUGGACGUGGAUGGGGACGGUCGGAUCGAUUUCUACGAAUUCGUCCACGCGCUCGGUGAAUCAGGGAUCGACGACGACGAGGAAGACGAAGAAGAGGAGGUGUUGUCCCCGGGCUACUAGGAUUUUACCUAUUCUCGUGUCUGUGUUAGAUAGAACGAAUUAACGACGAUCAAACCGUCAACGAACCGCGAGCGUUCGUCAUGUUCUUUUCCCCUCUGACAUUCACUUCGUUGCAUGUGUCCACGUGUCGCGGAUCGAAUUUGAAUGAAUUCUCUUCGAAACGUCCCAGCCUUCUGCUUUCGUUCGUUGUACAUUGUAACACCGAGAAAAAGAAACUCGAACGAAGAGGAACGAGAAAAAAAAAUUAACGAAAGAGACAGAGGAAAAAUUUGAAAUUCGCGCCGACGCGGAAGAUAGUUGCGUUUCGAAGCAACAGGUCGCGCCACCGUCUAAGCGAAGUCGCGGCGCCACUUUGAACUCGGCUUAGCCGUGACACUUGUUAUCUUUGGUCAAUGUCAGGGGACAGUUUCGACAAGUCCUAAUCGCACCUACCGUAAGAUCCGUAGAUACAACGCCUGGUGUGAUUUUAUGUUACACCUUUUUAAAAGAUUCGUCUCUUCCUUGCUACAUUGGCGCACAAUUAUUAUAUAUCGAAUC
Messenger RNA from Habropoda laboriosa, 1486 nucleotides. RefSeq names its product calmodulin-like. The coding region runs from base 20 to 949 and encodes 309 amino acids. Lineage: Eukaryota; Metazoa; Arthropoda; Insecta; Hymenoptera; Apidae. The record is from RefSeq and is a predicted model, not a curated record. Gene Ontology annotation, molecular function: enzyme regulator activity; calcium ion binding. The transcript has 7 exons.